Molecule: messenger RNA, 1845 nt
Organism: Fusarium sp. VM40
Lineage: Eukaryota; Fungi; Ascomycota; Sordariomycetes; Hypocreales; Nectriaceae
Source: the annotation of a GenBank genome assembly
AUGGCCAAGAAGAGAAAGGCCUCAGGGCGCGACAAUGCGCAAUCGGGUCCCAAGGAACUCGAUCCUUCCGAUGCCCGCCUUGGACCCAUCACCACCUACGAAGAUGUUGCCGACUCCGAAGACGAAUAUUUCAUGAACCGAGAUCAAAUACUGCUCGAUGAUGAGCCCAACACAAAGCGUCGAAGGAAGGAGGACGAAGACAUCGAGCUCUCCGACGAAGAGGUUCUUGGUUAUGAGGACUCAGACUCUGAAGAGGACGACAAAGAUGAACGGCGCAAGCCUAAAGGUUCCGCAUCCAAAGAUGCACUCUCGGACGAUGAAGCAGGCGAGGAUGAAGAAGAGGGUGAUUCUGGUUGGUGGGGAGCCUCAAGAAAAGACUACUACAAUGCCGACAACAUCGAGACCGAGGCCGACGCCCUCGAGGAAGAAGUGGAAGCCAAGCGUCUCCAGCAGAAGAAGCUUUCCAAGAUGGCGGAGGAAGAUUUCAUAUUUGACGGCGACGAAUGGUUAGCUGAGGGUCAGGAGGGCGGCGAGGGUGAAGAGACAGUCACAGAAGUUCUUAAGGACGUUGAGAUCACCGACGACAUGGACCCAGACGAGCGAUACACACUUCUCAAGAACCGUUAUCCCGAAUUCGAGCCUCUUGUCAGAGAGUUCCAGACCCUACAACCCACUCUGGUGGAUCUUCAAAAAGCAGCUCAAGGCCUGUCUGGCCAGUCGCUUGAAGCCGUCAAGUAUUGGGUUGCUGGAUGCUACGUUGCUGCUCUCGCGAGUUAUUUUGCCAUCUUGACAUCUCCUGCGCGAGAUAAUGCCAAGAUACAAAAGACCAUCGACCCUGCCGAGCUAAGAGACCACGAGGUUAUGGAAACCUUGAUGACUUGCCGUGAAGCAUGGCAGAAGGUGAAGGGUCUCAAGUCAACCAAGAGUCUCGAUAACGAUUCCAUCUCAGAUAUCGAUGACGAGGCACUCAUGGAGGGCGUAAAGAACCUCGAUGCCGAGGUGAAGAAGAUAAAGAAGAGCAAGAAGUCAUCCAAGCAAGAAAAGGCUGCUGCCGAGAAACUGGCGCGGAAGCUUGAGAAGGUCAAGGCAGGAGAGGCCGCAGUUGCUGACCUCUACGACCUACCUCUUCCUGGCAAGAAGUCAAAGAAGUCGAAGAAGACUGUGGCUUUCGAACAGGGUGACGACAAUUCUGACUUUGGUGAAGAGGAUGUUCUUGAUGAGCGAACCGCAGCCGAGAAGGCCGCCCGCAAGAAGAGUCUCAAGUUCUACACAUCUCAAAUCGUGCAGAAGGCGAACAAACGUGCCGGCGCUGGAAGGGAUGCUGGUGGUGAUAUGGACAUUCCUCAUCGCGAACGUCUUCGGGAUCGUGCUGCACGUCUCAACGCCCAGGCUGAGAAACGUGGACAGAAGAACUCCAAGCUCGGAACAGAGCUAGGCGACAACAGCGACGAUGAGGACACCACAACAGCCAAGACCGUUCGCAACAAUGAGGACGAGUACUACGACAUGGUGGCACAGAAGUCGAAGAAGAACAAGGACGACAAGGCUGCACGCUAUGCAGCCUAUGCUGCCGCCAGCAAGGCAGACCGAGUGGUGGAAAAGGAAGAGCUUGGCGAGGAUGGGAAGCGCAAGAUCACAUACGCUAUCGAGAAGAACAAGGGUCUAGCGCCCAAGCGAAGCAAGGACGUCAGAAACCCCAGAGUCAAGAAGCGCAAGCAGUACGAGGCCAAGCAGAAGAAGUUGAAGAGUAUGAAGCCCACCUGGCAAGGAGGCGAGCCAAAGGGGGGAUACCAGGGAGAGCUGUCUGGUAUCAACACAGCUGUUGUCAAGAGUACAAGACUAUAG